AUGAGUACGUCACCCUCCACCGUCUCUUUUGAAUAUCACGAACUGGCCAUCCGCACCCUCUCCACCAAUGGAGUCACCCAAGGCUCAACCAUCCGGGGCUCUUUGUUCCUCCCGGACCUCUCCACUGACACCUGCCGGAGUCAGACGGAACCUUAUGUGAACAAAACCGCCACCACCCUCAAACAAACUCCUCGCGUUGGCAAUUUUCACGAAAUCGCAUUCGCACCAUGGACCUCUUCGCAAUGCAUCUACGAAUAUCUGGAAAGUGCUCGUCAAGAUCCCCAGCUGAAAGCCUUUAUUUUCUUCGUGACGGACAAUAAUAGCACAGCCACUCCGCCCGCUCCGAGCGAUCCGAUGUGGCACUUAGAAGAUGGUGGCAACUGGAAGUCCGAGCAAAGUUUUGCCAUAUAUGCCGUCUCCAAUGUUGUCGGCAGCAAAGUGAUGGAACAACUUGCGGCCUAUUCCGGGAACCUCACGACCGUACCAUACGGACACGACCUCGCGGAGCAGAUUGAUGCUAGUGAAUGGGUCCGUCUGAUAGCUUCGAUACAGACAAGCGGCGGGAAUAGAUUACCAAGCCUUUGGGUUUUCCUUCUCAUCAUUCUUGGUCUUCUCGUUGCCGUCAUCUGCAUCUCAUCUUUUGUGAUGCAUUGGCUGCAGAGCAGAAGGCGCAACAAUCUACGUUCCCGUGUUAUCCGGGGCGAAGUAGAUCUCGAAGCCCUUGGGAUCAGACGUCUAACCGUUCCGCAAGAAGUUCUUAACAAAAUGCCCCUUUAUAUAUAUACCGACAGACCUGCGACACCUCCAGCAGAACCUCAGCACAAUCCAACGGAAGAGAUCAAAGAAAACGGAGUUUCUCACAUCAAGGGGGCGUCGCAGCCAAGCUCGUCUCCCGAAGUCCGCCCCGCCACCUACUGUCAACCGACUUGCGCAAUUUGUUUGGAUGAUUUUGUCGCCGGCGAAACGAGCGUUCGGGAGCUUCCUUGCCGUCACAUAUACCAUCCAGAGUGCAUAGACAGUUUUCUGCGCGACAACUCAUCUCUCUGCCCGUUAUGCAAAACGACGGUCCUCCCCAAAGGAUAUUGUCCCGCCGUCAUCACUAACGCAAUGGUCAGGCGCGAGCGCUGGGUUCGCCGCAUCCGCUCGCGCGCUGCCUCACAGGGCAUCACACAAGCCGAACUAGUGCAAGAGCAGCAGCGCAUGAUGGCCGAAGAGCGGUACCGACCGGGUCUGUUGAAUGCGUUUGCCAUAUGGACAAUGGGCAACCGGCCCUCGCGGCGGGAGCAGCGCGGAGAUGUCGAAAUGCAGCGGACGAGCCCCUCGACCGCCGACGCCGCCACGGCCGCUGAACAGCAACUACCGGCUGCUCCGGCUCCGGUAGCGGUGCCCGCAGGGGCCUCGACCGAUGCAACAAAUAUGACUCCUGUCAGUCCUCGCCCUGAACGCGGCACUGCGUCACGGCGUGAAUGGGCGCGCCAGCGUGCUCUUGCGCUGUUGGGACGGCAUCGCCACCAUUCCGAUCUCGUCGAUGAGGACGAGGAGCCUCCACGCGGUCGGAUGCGCAAGGCACUCAGCCGUGUGUUCCCAGGCGUUUGA
Aplosporella prunicola CBS 121167 is the source of this 1596-nucleotide messenger RNA. RefSeq lists its product as uncharacterized. Gene Ontology annotation, molecular function: ubiquitin protein ligase activity. The coding region runs from base 1 to 1596 and encodes 531 amino acids. Gene Ontology annotation, cellular component: cytoplasm. The record is from RefSeq and is a predicted model, not a curated record. The transcript has 3 exons. Lineage: Eukaryota; Fungi; Ascomycota; Dothideomycetes; Botryosphaeriales; Aplosporellaceae. Gene Ontology annotation, biological process: ubiquitin-dependent protein catabolic process.